AUGCCCCUAAACGAGGAAGAACAGCAACAGAGAUUACUUGCUGAACGAUCGGUUGAUUUGUACGAGGAAGAUGAAGAAGAGAGGGCCUAUGAUUGCACAGAGAAAGUACACAUAAUUGGACUCGAUGAAGAAAACGAAGCCGACGAGUAUUCCACUAAAGCUCCGCCGUUUUCGUGGCGGAAGCUUUGGCUGUUCACCGGGCCGGGGUUCUUGAUGAGUAUAGCCUUCCUGGAUCCGGGCAACCUGGAGGGGGACCUCCAGUCGGGCGCUAUUGCGGGUGACUCUUUACUUUGGCUGCUACUGUGGGCCACAGUCAUAGGCCUCUUGGUCCAGUUGCUGUCGGCCCGGCUUGGCGUAGCUACUGGACGGCACCUUGCCGAGUUGUGCAGGGAGGAGUAUCCUAAUUGGGCCAGGCUACUGCUUUGGGUCAUGGCGGAGUUGGCCCUGAUUGGGGCUGACAUUCAGGAGGUGAUUGGUAGUGCUAUUGCUAUCAAGAUUUUGAGCCAUGGUGUCUUGCCUCUUUGGGCUGGCGUCAUCAUCACUGCUCUGGACUGCUUCAUCUUUCUGUUUCUGGAGAACUAUGGAGUGCGGAAAUUAGAAGCCCUUUUUGCUGUCCUUAUAGCAAUUAUGGCCCUCUCAUUUGCGUGGUUGUUUGGUGAAACUAAACCCAGUGGUGUCGAACUUUUAAUUGGCGUCGUGGUUCCAAAACUCAGCUCCAAGACAAUAAAGCAAGCAGUUGGAGUUGUGGGAUGCAUUAUAAUGCCUCACAACGUAUUUCUGCACUCUGCUCUUGUACAAUCUCGUGAAGUUGACAACCGCAAGAUAGGCAGAGUUCGGGAAGCUCUAAAAUAUUACUCGAUAGAGUCUGGCGCUGCCCUCGCUAUCUCUUUCAUUAUAAAUCUGUUUGUGACAACAGUAUUUGCAAAGGCGUUUUAUGGUACGGAACAAGCCAAUAACAUUGGCCUUGGAAAUGCAGGGCAGUAUCUUCAAGAAAAGUAUGGUGGAGGAUUGUUCCCAAUCUUAUACAUUUGGGCUAUUGGAUUACUGGCUGCCGGACAGAGUAGCACUAUAACUGGCACCUAUGCGGGGCAAUUUAUAAUGGGGGGAUUUCUAAACUUGCGGUUGAAAAAGUGGAUGAGAGCACUGAUAACAAGAAGCUGUGCUAUCAUCCCGACUCUAAUAGUUGCCCUUGUUUUUGAUACAUCUGAGGACUCGUUGGAUGUUUUAAAUGAAUGGCUUAAUGUGCUUCAGUCAAUUCAGAUCCCAUUUGCUCUUAUUCCGCUUCUUUGCCUGGUGGCAAAGGAGGAAGUCAUGGGCAUUUUCAAAAUUGGCACUGUUCUCCAGAUUAUAUCAUGGCUUGUGGCUGCUUUGGUGAUAGUGAUCAACGGGUACCUUCUGGUGGAUUUUUUCUCUUCUGAAGGGAGUGGAGUUAUAUUUACAUCUGUGGUAUUCGUCUUUACAGCUGCAUACGUCUGUUUCAUUGUAUACCUCAUAGCACGGGGCAUUACCUUUUCCAAAUGGCUUGGAAAAACCAAUAGGUUGACAACUACGGGAAACUGA
Fraxinus pennsylvanica is the source of this 1560-nucleotide messenger RNA. The record is from the annotation of a GenBank genome assembly. Lineage: Eukaryota; Viridiplantae; Streptophyta; Magnoliopsida; Lamiales; Oleaceae.